CAUAGUACCACGAGCAAACAUACUUCCCAACCUCGUGGAUAGUGCAAAUGGUGUUCCCUUGAGAAGAAUCGCGGCGGUGAACAACACGCAAGCUGACGGAUCACAGAAAGGAUCAUUUGGAAGCUGAAAAGUAUAAAUCUCGAGGAUAUUGUAUAAUUGAUCUCAGUUGUCUGAGUAUUGAAAUCUCAUCAGACCUCUCAUCUCUCUAUUUUAGAGAUCAAUUGUCCACAUUCAUAAACACGGCCGUUCGCAUCCUUCUGCCUUUUGGGGCUUGCGAAUCAGAAUGCAGUUCACACUACUUCUUUCGAUCUUCUCCCUUGCCCUCUUUACUUCAGCGGCUCCGCAGCUUCGACCUGAACCACCAUCACCAACCACCCUUACUUUCCACCCAGCUUCUACAUCUAUUCCCCUUUCUACAUCUACCGCAGCGGCCAGUCCAGAACCUUUAGCGAUUUUCACUGUGAGGGAUUUCGUGGCCUUUGUUGCCGACAAUGGCACCGCAUCGACUGCAAAUUACGUCAAGUUCUACUUCAUUGAUCCGCGACCCGACUUUACGCUAGCUCUGAACUGCCUUCUCAACGGCACUAUCUACAAACCGCUCUUUUCUUCGUGCGAAGGAAGGGGCGCCAAAUUCAGACUAAAUGACGGGCAACUAGAGAUCAAGAGAGACUGGCAUGUCGUUGAGGAUCGGGCAUGGAUUAUCGGCUUCGCCCCACAAGGCACGUACUGGAAAGAAGGAGAAGGUGGCAACGUGACCAAGGUUGAAGGUGGUAAAUUGUACACCAGAACUGCUGAAUGGCAAUUUCCAAUCAAGUCUGCAAUUGCCAGUUGGGAUCCAUGAAAAUUGCAACGUACGCUAGACGAGACUUGCACUGUUCCGGAUAGUGGUAGAUACGAGACUGUAAAUUAACAAACAAAAUAAUCAUAGACUGGCAGCGGCGGGGGAUGGCGCGCUUAAGAUGUAUACACUGGGGGGAAUACGAAAGGAAAGGCGGUCAUUAUGAGGAAUU
This is a messenger RNA of Aaosphaeria arxii CBS 175.79, 1010 nucleotides long. RefSeq lists its product as uncharacterized. The coding region runs from base 284 to 841 and encodes 185 amino acids. NCBI's taxonomy places the organism in Eukaryota, Fungi, Ascomycota, Dothideomycetes, Pleosporales. The transcript is spliced from 2 exons. The record is from RefSeq and is a predicted model, not a curated record.